AUGCCUUCGGUAGAUUUGUCUCGCGAUACCAUCGACAUGAGCGCCGUUAAUGCGACAUACGAAAUCAACGAAGGCACAGCUCCAUCACGACUGCUGGAGGUCUCCGGCGCCGUUUUGCAUCAGGCGUUGGACCUUUUGGAGAGCAAUCUAGUGUCCGAUGAACAGCUCACUGCACAAUCGCGGUUUAUUCCUGGAUCGACGAUAGGGAAACAUCUUAGGCAUGCAAGAGACCACUUCGCUCUGCUGUUGGACUCCGUUUCAUCUGCGCCACCCCUCAUCCUCAACUACGACAUCAGACUGCGUAAUACACCUAUGGAGAGCAGUCGCCAAGCUGCGAAAGAGGCUCUGGGGAAAGUCGUUGCUCGAUUGGAGAAGGUUGUUCCUCAGACUAAGCUGGAGUUACCGAUAACUCUUCAUGCGGUGACUCCGUAUCCUCAAGUUCUGGAAACAACUUUCGGGAGAGAGCUCUGGUUUGCUGGACUACACGCAAUACACCAUUGGUCUAUGGUACGAGUAAUUGCUGGAGAACUCGGUAUUAAGCUGGAGGAUUCCUUCGGAUUUGCUCCCUCGACGUUGGUGUAUGCUGCACAAAACUCCAAGGCACUGUUGUAG
This is a messenger RNA of Sparassis crispa, 612 nucleotides long. RefSeq lists its product with no specific name. The transcript is spliced from 5 exons. The record is from RefSeq and is a predicted model, not a curated record. Bases 1 to 612 code for a protein of 203 amino acids. Lineage: Eukaryota; Fungi; Basidiomycota; Agaricomycetes; Polyporales; Sparassidaceae.